Molecule: messenger RNA, 730 nt
Organism: Centruroides sculpturatus (bark scorpion)
Lineage: Eukaryota; Metazoa; Arthropoda; Arachnida; Scorpiones; Buthidae
Product: transmembrane inner ear expressed protein-like
Exons: 4
Coding region: 90-605 (171 amino acids)
Source: RefSeq, a predicted model, not a curated record
CUUUUUCCCCGAUGAUGCGUGGGAGCAAAACGCACGUGCUCAAUGGUAAUUUGUGACGUCGUCAGUCCACAUGUUGCCAUCAACGAAGAAUGGUCGCCUUUCGCUAUUGUCCGAACAACUUUUUUUAUUUUUUUAUUUUCACAUCGACUGGAAAUGUCGGCUAUUCUUAUUGUGAAGAUGAAGAGUCCACUACAGCAUCGACUUCGUUUUGGUUAGAACAACCAGUGAUAGCGGGAUUUCGAGUUUGGCACAUACUUUUCCUUAUAUUAGCCGGAAUUAUAGCAGUCAUUGUAUUCUUAUGUUGUUUUAUGAAAUGCCGAAUACCUCGAACAAAACAAGAAAUAGAAGCAGAUUACAUCAGAAAAAAAUUAACGCGAAGGUUCAGAUGUUUUCUGGAUCAAUUAACUAUGGACGAUAUGAAUUUGAGAUUGGCUUUGGAAAAAGUGAAAGAUCUGUACGACAGCAACGAAAUAAAUCAGUCAGAAGAUAGUAAACUCAGUCAAUUGGAAGAAAAUAAAACCGAACAUUUAGAAAAGAACAAAACAGAACAUUUAGAAGAUACAAAACUCAAUCAAAUAGAAGAAAACCAUCUCCAAAUCGAAUAAAUUCAAUUACCGAACAUAUCAAUUUUCAUUUUUAAAUUGAAGAGAAAUAUUUUCUGUAAAAAAAACAAAUCAAAAUUAUAAAAACAGGAGUUGUGCGAGGAUUCAAAUUUUGAAGAAAAAUAAAA